UUUUCAAUAGUGCAAUAUGGUGCAGAGAUCAGGACAGAGCUGUCACUGCUAGACAGUGAGGAUCAUGCCAGAGCUUUGCUAAAGGUCAAAGAUAUAAAGCAACUUGGCACGAUCACCAAGACCGCCUCAGCCAUCCAUCAUGUCCUCACAGAUAUUUUCAUCCCUGAGAAUGGAUCAAAAAAUAACUCAAAAAAAACAAUCAUUGUAAUGUCUGACGGGAAAAUGUCGGGAGACUUAAUGAAUCUUUCAGAUGUUUUGAACAUGCCACAAAUGAAAGGUGUCACUCGCUAUGUCAUAGGAGUUGGUAGCGACAUUCUGGAUAAAACUGAAGCAAUAGAAGAGAUGACACAAAUAGCAGAUCCUGAUAAAUAUUACAAGGUUUCCAGUUAUGCAGCAUUAAAUGACAUUCAGUCCUCACUGGAACAAAGUUUAAUUGAUGAUGCUGGGACAGAGAUUGUUUUUGUGCUGGAUGGCUCUGGUAGCAUUGAACAUGAUGACUUUCAGAGAGCCAAAGACUUCAUCUACAAAGUCAUGUUCAGUGUUUGGAAAACAUGUUUCAAUGCGAGUAUAAACUUAAGCAUUUUAUGAUACACAUU
Messenger RNA from Carassius carassius (crucian carp), 596 nucleotides. It is a transcript of the gene itgae.1, whose product is annotated as integrin, alpha E, tandem duplicate 1. The record is from RefSeq and is a predicted model, not a curated record. Lineage: Eukaryota; Metazoa; Chordata; Actinopteri; Cypriniformes; Cyprinidae. The coding region runs from base 208 to 588 and encodes 126 amino acids. The transcript has 4 exons.